Molecule: messenger RNA, 685 nt
Organism: Theobroma cacao (cacao)
Lineage: Eukaryota; Viridiplantae; Streptophyta; Magnoliopsida; Malvales; Malvaceae
Source: RefSeq, a predicted model, not a curated record
AUCAUUUGUCUCCAAAAACCAGGGGCCCUUUCCACAGUUCUACCUCCUGAUCUCUGGCUCAAACCGCCUACUGUUUUUCAAACUCUGCUCCUCUAUAAAUACUAAACACAACCCGGUUUCUUUUCUCCAUCUCAAUAUCAACAAUUCAACACAAACAUCAACCCUCUGCAAAUCAAUAGUUGCAGGCAAAGGAAUUUCUAACAAUGAGUGGAGCAGAAAGGAAAGUCUGGGUUGUGGCAGCCACAAUAGGUGCAGUAGAGGCACUGAAAGACCAAGGGAUAUGUAGGUGGAAUUAUACUAUAAGGUCACUGCAUCAACAUAUCAAGAACAGUAUCAGAUCAUUUGAGCAUCAGGCCAAGAUGCUUUCUCCUUCUUCUUCAGCAGCUGCUUCAAAUAAGUUGAUGAGUAAAUCUGAAGAGAGAAUGAGAAAAGUCAUGGAUUUGAGCUGUUGGGGUCCUAGUACUAUUAGAUUUUAGUGUUGUGGAUGUUCAUGUAAUGAAAAUUGUUAAAUAUUAUCGUAGUAGAAUAUAUUUCCUUGCCUCCCCAAUUUUGUUACUGGUUCAGCUUUUGGAUAUUGGAUGAGUAGGGGUUGGUUCAAGAUUUGGCUUGUUGGUGUUAAAACUUGAGGGCCAGAAAGCCCAGCUGCCAGAAAUGGAAUGAAAUUGAAUAUGGUUUUGGAUGGUAA